This is a messenger RNA of Clonostachys rhizophaga, 1524 nucleotides long. The record is from the annotation of a GenBank genome assembly. Lineage: Eukaryota; Fungi; Ascomycota; Sordariomycetes; Hypocreales; Bionectriaceae.
AUGAAGGGCAACAUGGUCGUCACCUACCGGAAUAACCGGCUCGUGCCAGCCGUAAUAAUGGCUACAUGUAUUAUCCUUCUCUUCUGGCUGGUUGACCCAAGCGUUGAGAACUACGGUCAUGGUGUCCAAAAAACAACCAAUCAGCCUCCACAUCAGAUGAAGGUUGAGUCACCAGAGCCAUUGCACACAACAACAAAGUCCCUUCCAAGCGCUCCCACCAGCGCACCACUCAAUAGCCCCAGCGGCCAUGUUGAGAACGACAAGCCAGUCGAAUCUAAAACACCAGAACCAGUCGCUUCGGUCCCUGCUGUGGCCGAAGAUGACGAUGAUGACAUUCUUCUCAUCAUGAAAACUGGAGGCACCACAAUGUGGAAGCGGCUCCUUGUGCAUCUCUCCACAUCACUCUCAAAAGAGCGAAUCUCUCCCAAAAACAUCGUCAUCUAUUCCGACCUUGCUGAGAAGGUCGGCGACUUCACCAUCAUUGAUGUGCUCGCAAACAUGACAGACGAGGCGAAGCAGGCGCCCGACUUUGAGGUGUACCGACAGCAGCCCGAGUACAACGCCCACAACUUCUACGUAGAGGCUGCGGGCGUGAACGGGGAUGAAUGGGGUCCCCAGGGCGGGUGGAUUAUCGACAAGUACAAGUUCGUGCCCCUGGUGCAGCAUGCGGGGGAGAACUGGCCCAAGGCCAAGUGGUACGUCUACAUGGAAGACGACGCCUACCUCUUCCUCCCCAGCAUCCGCCGCUACCUGUCUGGGUUCGACUGGCGGAAGCCGCACUGGUUGGGCAGCUAUGCCGCCAAGUCGGACGUCGUGUUCGCCCAGGGCGGUGCGGGCUUUGCUCUCUCGCGAGGUGCUUGGGAGGCGUCGUUCGGGAAGAACCCAAACAUGGCAGAGACCUUGUAUAACUACACGGCCGAGAGGUGCUGUGGAGACCAGGUGCUCGGUUACGCUUUGAACCAGUACGGCGUCAAGUUUGGCGAGAAUGACGGUGAAGAGCUGUUCACCUGGGGUUUCAACCCUCUUGUUCACUGGGCCUUUUCCUUCAGCAGAUCGAAUUGGUGUUAUCCAUUAAUGUCGUGGCACAAGACUCAUAGUCGGGACGUGGCCCAAUACUAUGAGCUGGAGAAGCGUUGGGACUUUUCGAAGCCAUUCCUACACCGCGACUUUUUCAAUGAGAUGAUUCUGCCACAUAUUGAAAAGCCCGCUCAGUGGUGGGAGAACGGGGCCAGUCAGUUCUCUAUCACCUCUGAUAACCAAAAGUGGCCCCCAGCUCCUGAAGACAGAAGCUCGUAUGAUGAGGCUGUCUGGAAGCAGGGUUGGCAGUCGGCCGAGGCUUGCGAAGCCGCAUGUAAAUCAUGGACCGAAUGCAUGAUGUGGUCCUUUACAGAGGAUCUGUGCAAGAUGGACGAUAAAAUAGCCAUGGGCCAGGGCUAUGCGCCCGGCAUGUCUCAACGGAAGACGAGCCUGAUGCACACCAGUGGAUGGAUGACUGACAGGUUACCAUACUGGAAAUGCAUUUAA